UCACUAGCGCUGCCAGUGGACAAUCAGACCCGCACACCCACCUCCACACAAGCUCGCAUUUCUCAUUUUGUUACUUCUACUCCAAAUUACAUCGCUGUGGCUUGGUGGCGCGGAGAGGGUGAAAAAGCGGAGAGAAUAGUUAGAAGUGCACGCCGCAGCGAGGCAGCGAACCGCCACAUCCAACAUGGAGUCCCCGCCUGAUCCAGCGAGCGACCCGGGCAACAGCGCCUCGGAGCCGGCUACCCCGGUCAGGGAAACCCCGGCAAGCCUGGAGACGCUCCGGAAAGCGGACCACCCAGCCCCGGUUCGAAGGCAGACCUGCUCGAGCACCAACAGAGGUAUCUCCGUAGCAAAGAAGACACACACAUCUCAAAUCGAAAUAAUUCCCUGCAAGAUCUGUGGAGACAAAUCAUCAGGCAUCCACUACGGCGUGAUAACAUGCGAAGGCUGUAAGGGCUUCUUCAGGAGGAGUCAGCAGAGCAAUGCGGCCUACUCCUGCCCCCGUCAGAAGAACUGCCUGAUUGAUCGCACAAGCCGCAACCGCUGCCAGCACUGCCGGCUGCAGAAGUGCCUGGCAGUGGGCAUGUCACGGGAUGCGGUGAAAUUUGGCCGCAUGUCCAAGAAACAACGAGACAGCCUCUACGCUGAGGUCCAGAAGCAUCGGCUCCAGCAGCAGCAACGGGACCACCAACAGCAGCCCGGGGAGGCGGAGCCUCUCACACCUAGCUACGGCCUCUCUGCCAACGGCCUGACGGAGCUCCAUGACGACCUCAGCGGCUACAUGGACGGCCACACCCCCGACGGCACCAAACCGGACUCGGCCAUCAGCAGCUUCUACCUGGACAUCCAGCCCUCUCCGGACCAGUCCGGCCUGGACAUCAACGGCAUCAAGCCCGAGCCCAUCUGCGACUUUGCCCCCGGAUCUGGCUUCUUCCCUUACUGCUCCUUCACCAACGGAGAAACGUCCCCUACCGUUUCCAUGGCAGAACUAGAGCACUUGGCCCAGAAUAUCUCCAAAUCGCACAUGGAGACAUGUCAGUACCUGAGGGAGGAGCUGCAGCAGAUGACCUGGCAAGCCUUCCUGCAGGAGGAGGUGGAGAGCUACCAGAGCAAGCCGCGGGAAGUCAUGUGGCAGCUGUGCGCUAUCAAAAUAACAGAGGCCAUUCAGUAUGUGGUGGAGUUCGCCAAGCGCAUCGAUGGCUUCAUGGAGCUGUGUCAGAAUGAUCAGAUAGUGCUGCUCAAAGCAGGCUCUUUGGAAGUUGUGUUUGUCAGAAUGUGUCGUGCCUUUGACUCGCAAAACAACACGGUCUAUUUUGACGGGAAGUACGCCGGGCCAGAUGUGUUCAAGUCAUUAGGCUGUGACGACUUGAUCAGCUCCGUCUUCGAGUUUGGGAAAAACUUGUGUUCCAUGCACCUGUCGGAGGAUGAGAUCGCCCUGUUCUCCGCCUUUGUGUUGAUGUCUGCUGAUCGAUCCUGGCUCCAAGAGAAGGUGAAGGUGGAGAAACUUCAGCAGAAGAUCCAGUUGGCUCUCCAGCAUGUCUUGCAGAAGAACCACAGAGAGGACGGAAUUCUUACAAAGUUGAUAUGCAAAGUUUCGACACUGCGGGCGCUGUGCAGUAGGCAUACAGAAAAGCUUACGGCUUUCAAAGCAAUAUACCCAGACAUUGUGCGUGCCCACUUCCCCCCCUUAUAUAAGGAGCUGUUUGGAUCAGACUUUGAGCAGUCCAUGCCCGUUGACGGGUAGCGUCCCUGCCAGGUGCCAGAGCGCCCACCGUAGGGGAAUGUGGAGGAGGAAUCUGAGACACUUUAUAUUGGUGCCCCCGCACAAACCGGGAGUGGACAAGACAGCACGCUGCUCAACAUCUUCUCUUUUAUCCAAGAGGAGGGCUGGUGGAGUUGCUUCUCAUGGUUUACUUCAGUGGUUCUCUUUGGAAGACUUGGGGGGGUGGACAAAAACCCCGUCCAACAAACAAUUUCUGCCCGUUUGAACUUGACCAUCUUUUGCGCAUUUCUAAAUGAAACUCAUGACGGAUGUCAAUCAUACGUUCAUUCGCCGGGAUUGACUUUAACGAUAUUCUGACGUAUCUGACUUGAAAUUAUAUCAAUCAACCUUUUUGCUAUUCAAAUUUUUCAUCAGGCACUGAAAGCUGCAAUAAAUGUUUCUCCUCAGAGCAGUUGCAGACAUUCAAAAGUGAAAUGCGCACAUUUUGGUCAAUUCUGCUCUAUCUUUUCCCUUUUUUUUGUGUCUUUUCUCGUAUUCAGUCGUAUUUUUUGGGACGCGUUGCUUGGGACGCCAACUCACAGCAACUCGGAGGGAGGCUCUGUCGGCAUACGUUGAUGCAAUCGGCACCUCUCUGUGGACAAUCGUUUGAAGAUCUGGAAAAAAAAAGGAGAGAGGAAAAAAAACAGAAUUCUGGUAAUUCUAUUGAGAUGAUUUUAGCUGUCAAAAACCUCCAUCCGCCAUUGUUGCUUAGUGAAAUCAUGUAAGGCCAUCUGCUAUUAAUCCUUCUCUGGACAGGUGCCCUCUGAGAAGCACGGGGCACCAACACAAUGAAAAGGCUCCAUUCCACCUGUUUUAUAAUGUACUACAGGGUAUAUGGUCAUAAGUACUUACUAUACAGAAAAAAAGUAAUGUUUAUAGAAUCUAUUUUAAAUAACAUGUAUGAUAUUCGUAGUUAGACGAUUCUUAAUUGUUCAAUUGAUAAGGCACUUUUCUUUCCACCUUUGUUUUAAUUUAAGACUUGUAUAUUUACCUAGUGAUGUGUUGCAUGUGCACAAGAAGAAAAUACAAGUUGAACCACGGCCGCGGAGGCUAGUCCUGAGAGCUGGAGAUGGUCAUGUAUGCGGGGGCGGGGCAGGGCGGCUCGGCGUUGCUGCUUUGGCCACGAGAAGGCGGAUGAGAGGCAUUCCAACCUCACUUGAUAAACGAUCUGCUCACGUCAUUGAUUUGUUGGAUAGCUUCAAUGGGCACAAUCGCUGACAUGAAACAACAUAGACACAAUGAGACUCAAAUUUAUUAUUCAUUCUGUAUUGCUCACAAUAACGCUCAGUUUUGAUCGGUACCGUCGCGAGAGUGUUUAUUGUUGCGUUUGCCGGUUGCGUUGAAAUCAUAUCGUGACUUCUUCCUGAUCUUGUGCCGCUCAGAAGGUUCGCCAAAAUAGGAAGCACACCUGUGAGUUUAUUGCAAACAAUUCAAGAUUUUUUUUGGGAUGAAUCAAGUGCCCCUCUUGUUCGACACCCAUGCAAAUUUGAACCACCAAAAAUGAGGGCAAUUUUUGAAAUGAUUUUCUCCACCAAAAUAUUAGGCACACCGUAAGCUUAUUGCAGCGCAGUUAUAAACAAUUCAAGAAUUUUUUUUGUUAUGAUCAAUUGCCACUCUUGUUCGACACCACUAAAAAUUAGAACCACCAAAAAUGAGGGUAUUUUUUAAAUGAUUUUCUUGGCCAAUCAAAACUGAGCGUUUUUCUGAAUUCUGUCUGGAUCACUUUCAAAUGCAGGUCACAGGACUUACGAUCUCAAAGAUCAGCUUUGAUAAAAUCUACAGUACACAAUAUUACUUGCGGUUAUUUAUACUCUGGCCAAAUCGAAGAGUUAAAGUUUCUAGGUUCUAUCCCGUUUCCUUAAAAUUGUCCAGUGAGAUCAGCGAUAUGAAUAAUUUCAAUUGUCAAAACGAUACCUUUUCAACACAUAGAAUUUCACAUAAUUUGAUCAGGAUAUGAUUCAUUGUAGGAUUUGCAUUUCUACUUUUCUCUAUGAAGGCAGUAUUUUGGCAACUCCUCAUUUAGCAGGUGCACCAAAUUUUCUCUCCGCUAUUGAUUUGCAAACCAAGCCAAGUGAUCCCUGACUGCAAUCCAAUUGUUCCCUCUAGUGGAAGGCAAAGCUACAGCAAGCAACAAAACUGCCUAGUCGUGACAUAAAAGGAAACCUCAUUGAAAUCUUUUUUUCUUGCCGUUUCCGGAGUGGCUUUAUCUGCCUUCUCAAGCCAACAACGCAGAAGAAACAAUGAAGGGAAAGUGAAUAUUCAAAGCCUUGUCUGGUCGUAAAGCUUCUAUUUUUGUAACACGUUUUUUGUGUGUGUGGGGGUGGGGGGAUAAUGAACUCCAGAAAGAGUGGUAAGGAGAGAGAGAAGGGGGGGUUAAAGAUGUCAGAUAGCACUUAACUAUAUUCCUGCAAUAAUUAGUCGAGCACUUGUUUGUACAAUUAGGGAAGAGAAGCAUAAAACGCUAGGACAAGUGCUAUUUUCAGAAUGCUUUGUUGUUGUGCUUUUGUUUUUGUUAAGUGUGUCUUUCUUGUUCGUGUGGUUGUAAAGUGAUAGAACACACACAAACACACACAAAAAAAAAACCUGAAUGUGCCAAAAGAGUAGUCUGCUUUCUGGUCUGUUAUGCAGAACGGACUCCGAAAACAUUCCAGCAAAUUCUGUAGCGACUUUGAGGAAGAACUUUAUUUUUAAAGGCAACAUUUAAAAAAUAAAGUAAAAAAAAAUAGAAAAAGUCAUUGAAAAAGACAAAAAAAGAUAUCCCUUUAGAAGCAUGCCAACACUGUCACCAACCAUGACAUUGAAUCCCUUUUGAUUUGCUGCUUGCACACCGUCAUUCCUCUGCCGUGCAAUGUGCGCAAGGUGUUAACUACUGCCUUGUGCUGUCACCCCUCAGGGAAGAGUUUGUUUUUGCGCUUCUUUUUAGUUUUGGUUUAUUUGUUGCAUUAUUGUUUGUGUUAGGGCUGAACGAUUUUGAAAAACAAAAAAAUCUAAUUGCAACCCCCCCCCCCAAAAAAACAAUAAAAAAAACAUUGUGAUUGUCAUUUCCCCCCCCCCCCCCACAAAUAUAGAAAGUAUCAUUGUCAUUUAAAACGCAAUUAUCAGAUUGAUUAUAACAAAUGUUUUGCUUUUAUAUUUUAUUAGGCUUACGCUAAUAUAAAGGCAAAUGUACCAAUUAGUAUGACUGACAAUUUAUUUAUUUGGUAUUUUCCGGACUAUAAUGCGCUUUGGAAUAUAAGGCACACCUUCAAUGAAUGGCCUAUUUUAAAAUUGUUUUCAUAUAUAGGGCGCACCACUUUAUAAGGGGCACAGAAUAGAAGCUGCAAUAGUGGCUGCAGUUGCAUUAUGAAUCCACUAGAUGGAGCUACGCUUAAGGAAUACAAUACAACAGAGAUUUAUUUAUAUCGAGCUUUCACAACUGCUUCAGCUGCAACAAAGCGCUUUACAGAACUUUUAAAAUUGAUCUAUCUAUAAGGUGCAUCGGAUUAUAAAGCGCACUGUCGGCUUUUGAGAAAAUUGAAUGCUUUUCGGUGCGCCUUAUAGUGCGGAAAAUACGGUAGUUGUUUACUUAUUUACAAAUUUCUACCGCGCCAGCGUGGCAUAAACAUAAGUCAGUCAUAUGUCAGUUUAUAACAAUAAAGCAAACAAAUCGGUUAUUAACCACUAUUUAAAUGGAGAGAGAGCGAAAGAGCCGACCGACUUGACCGAAACAAACAAUCUCCCCCGCCCCCCUAAAAAAAAAUACAGCCUUUGCGAUUUGAAAAUCAAAUUCCUCCAAAUUGCGAUGUCGAUUUUAAUUCGAUGAAUUGUUCAGCCCUGGUUUGUGUUCAGGGAUGCUCCACUGCGAAUGCUUGAGAUUAACGUGUGAAUAUACAUCACUUGAGUUCUUGUGGGGUGGGGGGCACUCACCAACCACUGCGCCCCUGAGGUCAAGCUAAUGCCAACACACACAAGAAAAAAAGGAAAUAUCACAAACCAUCCCCCGGCCCCCCCCAAAAAAAAACAAACAAACAAAAAUCACAGUCUUAUCAGUACUUCUAAACAACUAAAUCUGUUUUCGAUAAAGGUGUCAUCAGGGUCCCUCUUUGUUAGCAAAACCAAAUAUUCUUAUGCAAUACUGAAUCUGUUUGGGUUGUAGUAUUUAUGAUGUACCGAAGUAAUAAUCUCUGUUCUGAUGCACAAAAGCCCUGUACCACGAGUAAAACCUCAGUCUCCCAGCAGAACAAACUUUCCAGUCUGGAAACGUGCUAGACAAUCCAGGAAGGAGAGGCCCGGCCGAGAGAAUGAGGUGUGUCCGCUCAGGGAGGAGACAGCUACACACACACACACACACACACACAAAGAGGUGGAUUUUUUCCUAAUAUUAUUUAUUCUAUUUCCUUAAACUGCAGGAAUCUUGCUCGACAUGAAAAAAAAACCUAAAAGGAGAGUGUAUUUCAUUUUUUUUUUAAGAUGUCCUACAGUAUAAAACAAGCAAUAUGGCCUUGUUGUGUAAUUACGGGUUUGACGGACUUGAUUCCAAAAGGGUUCCAAGUAAUAAAUCCGCCAUUGUUGUGCGCUUGUCGGCAACCAGGCGCAUGAGUGUCCGACUAACGAGCUGUACAGUGGCGUCUUUUCUGUACAUUCACACUUUAACGACGCGAGGGAUCGAUGUGUGUGCUAUUCAAUCAGUGUAUAGUAAACUGGUCCUCCUGUCUCUACUCUCUUGUGUCUUUGUAAAAAGCAAUAGUUUGUGCGUAUGUGCGUGCGUGUUUUGUUGUCAAUGUGAUUAAAUAAACGAGAAAAAAAGAA
This is a messenger RNA of Hippocampus zosterae (dwarf seahorse), 6550 nucleotides long. RefSeq names its product RAR-related orphan receptor A, paralog a (gene roraa). The record is from RefSeq and is a predicted model, not a curated record. Gene Ontology annotation, biological process: regulation of transcription by RNA polymerase II. Lineage: Eukaryota; Metazoa; Chordata; Actinopteri; Syngnathiformes; Syngnathidae. Gene Ontology annotation, molecular function: zinc ion binding; RNA polymerase II cis-regulatory region sequence-specific DNA binding; nuclear receptor activity. Gene Ontology annotation, cellular component: nucleus. The transcript has 11 exons. The coding region runs from base 185 to 1744 and encodes 519 amino acids.